AUGGCUGGCGUACGAGCAGUAGGCGUUGCUGCUGCUACUGCUAAUCAGGCAGCUCAUCUUCGGCCGCCGCUCGGCAACAUCAUACGCACCUUCCGGUAUCGAGACAGCCAUUCGCGCUCACUCGUCGAACAUAAUCUAUCACCUUCUAGCACGAGAAAGCGAUGUAGGCACGACCAUGCACGCUCUGCAACAUCUCCCAGCUGUGACACUGCAAGCACUGAAAAUGCACUUGAUUUAUCUUCUCGCCAGCCUCCUUCCAUCCCGCCGCCUCUGCAAGGUGUAAAAGUUGUAGAUCUCACUCGCGUUCUGGCUGGUCCCUACUGCACCAUGCUUCUUGCCGAUCUUGGUGCGGAUGUGAUUAAGAUCGAACAUCCCAAGGGUGGGGAUGAUACGCGUGCAUGGGGCCCUCCCUUUGCGCAACCUUCCUCGAAAUCGUCCUUGCCACCACCGCCCAAGGGGAAGGAAGACUACUGGGCGAGCCUACCGCCGGAAUCAGCCUACUUCCUCUCCGUAAACCGGUCCAAACGCUCGAUUACGGUCGACCUCAAGUCGCGCGAGGGUCUCGCGAUCAUCAAGCGGCUCGUCCAGCAGGCCGACGUGGUCGUCGAGAACUACCUGCCCGGCAAGUUGGCGAGCAUGGGCAUGGGAUACGAGCAAAUGAAGGGGUGGAAGCACGAUAUCAUUUACGCCAGCAUCACCGGCUACGGCCAGACAGGCCCGUUCAGCCCGUCGGCGGGGUACGACGUGGUCAUCGCCGCCGAUGCGGGGCUCUUUCAUAUCACCGGCGAAGCAGACCGGCCGCCGGUCAAGAUCGGCGUCGCGAUGACGGACCUGACGACGGGGCUGUAUGUCCAUGGUGCCAUCAUGGCUGCGCUUAUCGGGCGCAGCAAGACGGGUCAGGGCGUGCACAUCGACGCGAGCCUAUUUGAGAGCCAAAUCGCAAGCCUGGCGAACAUCGCCAGCAACUACCUCAUCGCUGGCCAGGAGGCCGGGAGGCACGGCACUAGCCACCCUUCCAUUGUUCCGUACCAAGUCUUCCCGACCAAGGACGGGUUCCUGAUGGUGGGCGCCGGAAACGACGGGCAGUUCAAGCUGCUCGCGAGCCUGCUUGGCCGCCCGGACCUGGCGGCAGACAGCAGGUACAGCACGAACAUUGCGCGCGUCGCGCACCGCGAUGGGCUGAUUGCUCUUCUCUCGUCGCUGCUCCAGCAGCACACUAGCGCCGACUGGCUCGCGCAGAUUAACGGGCGCAUACCCGCUGCGCCAAUUCGCAACAUCGCGCAGACGUUCGCGCACCCGCAGGCGCGCGCACGGGGGGUCGUCACGCAGGUCGACCAUCCCCGCGCUGGGCGCAUCAAGAUCGCCAGCCCCGCGGUCCAGUACGGCGAGAGCAAGAUGCCGGUCACGCGCCCCCCGCCCGUGCUGGGCCAACACACGGACGAGGUGUUGGCGGAACUAGCUUACAGCGAGGACGAGGUGCGGGCCCUCAGGCAGGCUGGAGCCAUAGGGCGAUGA
Messenger RNA from Tilletiaria anomala UBC 951, 1515 nucleotides. RefSeq names its product CoA-transferase family III. The record is from RefSeq and is a predicted model, not a curated record. Bases 1 to 1515 code for a protein of 504 amino acids. The transcript has 2 exons. Lineage: Eukaryota; Fungi; Basidiomycota; Exobasidiomycetes; Georgefischeriales; Tilletiariaceae. Gene Ontology annotation, molecular function: catalytic activity.